Paramuricea clavata is the source of this 876-nucleotide messenger RNA. The record is from the annotation of a GenBank genome assembly. Lineage: Eukaryota; Metazoa; Cnidaria; Anthozoa; Malacalcyonacea; Plexauridae.
AUGAAUGAUGUACUACCGAAUGAACAAAAAGGAUGUAGAAGAAAGACUAGAGGAACAAAAGACCAAUUGUUAAUUGAUAAGUUAGUUUUAAGAGAUCGUAAAAGAAGACAUACAAAUUUAUCGAUGGCCUGGAUAGACUAUCGCAAGGCAUAUGAUAUGGUACCUCAUUCUUGGAUAGUGGAAUGUAUGAGUAUGUUCAAAAUCGCAGCAAAUGUGAGAACGUUUGUGGAAAGUAGUAUGGAGAACUGGAAAACGGAGUUAACAUCUUCGGGAGAAAGUCUUGGAAAUGUAAAUUUAAGACGAGGUAUUUUUCAAGGAGAUAGUUUAUCUCCAUUGAUAUUUGUGAUGUGCAUGAUACCAUUAAGCUUGAUACUGAGAAAGGAAAAGGUAGGGUAUGAAUUUCGCGGAAAAGAACUCAAAAUCAACCAUCUUCUGUUCAUGGAUGAUCUGAAGUUGUUUGGAAAGAACAAGGAGCAAAUAGACUCACUGGUGAAAACUGUCCAUAUUGUUAGCAAAGACAUUGGAAUGGAAUUUGGGAUAAAGAAAUGUGGAAUGCUUGUAAUGAAAAGAGGAAAGAUUGUGGAAUGUAAUGGAAUACAGCUACCUGAUGAGGAAACAAUAAAGUCCGUAGAAGAAGAUGGAUAUAAAUAUCUUGGUAUACUGGAAUUAGAUAAAAUUAUGGAGGGUGAAAUGAAGAGAAAGUUUGUAAAGGAAUACGGGAGGAGAUUAAGACUGGUGCUGAAAUCAAAACUGAAUGGCAGAAACAAAAUCAUGGCGAUGAAUACUUGGGCUGUUGCGCUGCUGAGGUACGGAGCUGGUGUUUUGAAAUGGACAAAAGAUGAAAUUGCUGCAAUGGAUCGCAAACACGUAAACUGA